CAGGCUGCUGAGCUCUUCUCGCUGAUUUAAUUUCAGCUCGGGAUUCUCUCCGUUUGGCUCUGCCCCCUUUUCCGCCUCCCUUCCCCUGAUCUUUAUCUCCACCUGUCGCAGGCCGCUGAUCUGAUCCACCGCCGAUAUUUCGAGCCGCUCGGUCGCAGUCGGGUGGAAUCGGGGCGGAGCUGUCGGCGCAUCCGCAAAUUUUGGGGUUUCGGAGGGGUGACUUUAUCCUGGUCCGCUGGUUUCUGAUGGAUUGUUUCCUGUGUUUUGGAUCACGGAAGGAGGGCCUGAAGAAGAAGAGCCUCGGGAAAGGUGGAGGAGAUAGUAAGGAGUCUUCUGCCGCCCCUCCGUCCCAUCACGGCAUUUUGAAUAAAUCAAAGUCGAGGACAGAUUCAAACUCUAGAAAGGAAACAACAAUACCAAAGGAAGGCAAUGCUGGGAAUAUUGCAGCACAGACAUUCACUUUUCGUGAACUUGCUGCCGCAACUAAGAACUUUAGACAAGAUUGCCUUUUGGGUGAGGGGGGUUUUGGUCGUGUAUAUAAAGGAAGGUUAGAAAAUGGACAGGUUGUUGCUGUAAAGCAACUUGACAGAAAUGGUCUACAAGGGAACAGAGAGUUCCUGGUUGAAGUCCUUAUGCUUAGUCUUUUGCAUCAUCCCAAUCUUGUCAAUCUAAUUGGUUAUUGUGCUGAUGGAGAUCAACGGUUACUUGUCUAUGAGUUCAUGCCACUUGGAUCACUAGAAGAUCAUUUGCAUGAUCUCCCAACUGAUAAGAAACCACUUGAUUGGAAUAUCCGAAUGAAGAUAGCAGCUGGUGCAGCUAAAGGUUUGGAAUACCUACAUGACAAGGCAAACCCUCCUGUCAUUUAUCGAGAUUUCAAGUCAUCAAACAUACUUUUGGGUGAAGGAUAUCAUCCAAAGUUGUCUGAUUUUGGGCUUGCUAAACUUGGUCCUGUUGGUGAUAAGACUCAUGUAUCGACAAGAGUGAUGGGAACAUAUGGAUAUUGUGCCCCUGAGUAUGCUAUGACGGGACAGUUAACAGUGAAAUCUGAUGUUUAUAGUUUUGGUGUCGUCUUUCUUGAACUAAUUACUGGUCGGAAAGCGAUUGAUAACAGUCGGCCUUCUGGAGAACAAAAUCUUGUUGCAUGGGCUCGUCCAUUAUUUAAAGAUCGUCGAAAGUUUCCCAAAAUGGCUGACCCAUUGCUACAAGGCCGGUAUCCAAUGAGAAGCCUAUAUCAGGCGCUGGCUGUUGCAGCCAUGUGCUUGCAGGAGCAAGCAGCUACUCGCCCACUCAUUGGGGAUGUUGUGACUGCGCUUUCAUAUUUAGCUUCACAAAUUUAUGAUCCUAAUGCCUCUAAUACUCAGCCUCAAACCCCAAGGUCUAGGGCUGGUUCUGACAACCUCAGUUCGCAUGGAAAUUCUCCAGAUCUUCGGCAAAGAGAAGUCAAAGGAGCAAAUAGGGGCAGAAAAGUUGGCAGAGAUGGUUCUGGUGGUGGCUCGGGGCGGAAGUGGGGUUUGGAAGAGUUGGGGAUCGGACAGGGGUCUCAGAUGGAUAGUCCUGUCCAUGUAGGGAGAGCAAGAGACUCCCCCAAGAAUUAUGACCAUGAUCUUCUCAGAGAGCAAGCCGUUGCAGAGGCCAAAGUAUGGGGUGAAAAUUGGAGGGAGAGACAACGCAAGAAUCCACCAGGUAGCUUCGAUGGUACGCAUGACUAGAGGCCAUCUCAGAUCGAUUCAUUUGAAUGCCACUCUGUGCACCAUACAUCCGUGGAAAGAUACGGUCAGAGUUAGCCAGUCAGGAGUUGAGGCAUCACUGGUUUCACUAUGGUGCUGAAUUUUCUUGUGCAUACAGUUGGAUGCUCUCAGUGUUGCUGCAUUCACGUUAUAUAUUUCUUCUGGUAGCUUUCUAAAGAUGGCACACUAAAAAGUACGAAAAGAAAGCAUUAUAAACUGUAGAGGUCUCCAGUUAGGAUAUAUAUAGGCAUUUCCACGUGCAAGUUGCUGCACAUUUCUGUGUAGGGAUUUUGUAGCUUAAGGUACAACAAAAUGCCAUUUGAUUUUGUCCAUAAAAUAUGCAUUUGGAGUUUGAUUUGUACUAAAGUCCUUUAUCAACUUAUAUUUGUCAUGCAUUUGAACCCAGUGCUGCAUUUGUUCC
Messenger RNA from Zingiber officinale, 2148 nucleotides. Its product is annotated as serine/threonine-protein kinase PBL27-like. The transcript has 5 exons. The record is from RefSeq and is a predicted model, not a curated record. NCBI's taxonomy places the organism in Eukaryota, Viridiplantae, Streptophyta, Magnoliopsida, Zingiberales, Zingiberaceae. Gene Ontology annotation, biological process: protein phosphorylation. Gene Ontology annotation, molecular function: ATP binding; protein kinase activity. The coding region runs from base 246 to 1709 and encodes 487 amino acids.